This is a messenger RNA of Momordica charantia (bitter melon), 426 nucleotides long. NCBI's taxonomy places the organism in Eukaryota, Viridiplantae, Streptophyta, Magnoliopsida, Cucurbitales, Cucurbitaceae. The record is from RefSeq and is a predicted model, not a curated record.
UCGGGACUUCCCCCAGAUGAAUAUCGCAACACCGGUUACAGUGUUGGAUGGCUGUUGACACUCCCGAUUACAACCAUGGACCACAUAUUACAGUGUCAUGAAGAAAAUGGUGGCUAUAAAAAGCACAUCCUUGAGAUGUUCCAACGGCAUCCAAUCCAAUCCAACCCAAGUUUCGAAAACAUGAGCUACUCCAACUCAACCCUUUGUUGCCUACUCCUCGCCAUCAUCCUCGUAGCCGCUCCGCACACAGCGGAGGGCCAGCGCGAGAUCACCUUCACCACAAACAUAAACACGUACGCCUCAGAGCUGAAUGCUUUCCGACAAGCCGUACGUACCACCAACAAAAGGUUCGACUACUUUCUCCUGCCUCUCAGAACCGCCGUCUCCGGCACAAACCGCUACAGAGAAAUCAACCUCAGAAACUCC